This is a messenger RNA of Didymodactylos carnosus, 948 nucleotides long. The record is from the annotation of a GenBank genome assembly. NCBI's taxonomy places the organism in Eukaryota, Metazoa, Rotifera, Eurotatoria, Philodinida, Philodinidae.
AUGGUGACUAGUGUCAUAGCUCGUUGCAUUAUCGUGACGAUUGGCACACUUUAUCCAGCAUACAGAAGUUAUAAAGCACUGAUUAACUCGGAUUUAAAAGAUGUGGUGAAUUGUCUUCGAUACUGGAUUGUCUUUGCAAUAUUUAUUACUGCUGAAACAAUUACCGAUAUUAUUUUGUCAUGGUUUCCGUUUUACUAUUGGAUUAAAAUUGCCGUUGUACUAUGGAUGAUAUCACCAGCUGGCUCUACACUCAUUUAUAAACGUUUUGUACAACCUCUUUUAAAAGAACGAGAAAAAGAAAUUGAUGAGUUAUUAGAACGAACAAAAGAAAAAAGUUAUUCUACAUUAGUUGAAUUGGGUCAUAAAGGCUUUCGAUAUGCAUCUAAUUUAUUUUUAAAUACAGCACUAAUGGGUCAAGCUUAUCUUGGCGAACAUUUAAAACGAAGUUUUAGUACUAGCGAUAUUAUUCAGUCACAACUACAAGGAUAUAUAAAUAGAAAUGCUGUACUAGAAGAAGUUGAAGACGAAAAUGAUAGUGAAUUACAAGCACGUCUUGUCGAAGAUCGUCAGUUUUUAAAAAGUACAUCUGGUCGGCGACCAGUCUCACAUUAUCAAAUAUCAGAGAAUGAUGAUAUUGAAGAUCCAUUAGAAGAGUUAGAAAUGUCAAACGUUAUGGCUCAACGGCAACGAAAACAUCGUACUACUGGGAAAAAUGGAGCAACGUAUUCUUCAGCAGAGAGCUCCCACUAUGGUACAAUCUCGAAAGGGCAAGCACAACAAAUGUUAAAACGACCAAAAGUAACAAAAUCCGUUGGUACAGCAUCAAAAGUGAUAACAGCUGCCGUAUCAACGCCCGUAGUGGAAACUGUUUUGUUAACUGAGGGCACUGUAGCCGAUAUCGAUUCUAGUCAAGAUGUUAAUGACUCAACAAGAACUGAGCCCAAUUAA